Ruditapes philippinarum (Manila clam) is the source of this 1202-nucleotide messenger RNA. Its product is annotated as probable E3 ubiquitin-protein ligase DTX3. Lineage: Eukaryota; Metazoa; Mollusca; Bivalvia; Venerida; Veneridae. The coding region runs from base 200 to 748 and encodes 182 amino acids. The record is from RefSeq and is a predicted model, not a curated record. Gene Ontology annotation, biological process: protein ubiquitination; Notch signaling pathway. The transcript is spliced from 6 exons.
AUUCCUCAAAUCAAUCCUAUUGUAGGACGAUAAAUUGCAACAUCUUAUAAACUACCUGAAAGCAGAAGAAAAGAAAUGGCAAGAAAGUUUGAAGGCAAAAGAAUUAGAAUUACAGCAAGCUAAGAAGGAAGUAUUAAAAAGUGAAGAGGAAGUACUCAAAGCUGCCGGAAACAAGAAGGUUGAAGGCUGUGUGAUAUGUAUGGAUACAAUUACUGACCCUGUAAGACUAAACUGUGGUCACAUUUUUUGUAAGGAUUGUAUUGACGCACAGUCCAAAUUUAAACCUGCAUGUCCAACAUGUGGUCACGUUUAUGGUGUCAUAAUAGGUGAUCAACCGGAUGGAGACAUGAGACAUUCUGUAGAAAAGUAUACUGAUUGUACUGGGUAUUAUGGAUAUGGAAGAAUCGUAAUAACUUACCACUUUCCAUCAGGCAGGCAAGGGCUCAAACAUUCCAGCCCUGGAGCCUUCUAUAAAGGUAUCACAAGGGUUUGCUACCUCCCGAACAAUGACGAAGGCCGUAAAAUACUAGCUAUGCUGGAGAUAGCAUUCAAAAGGAAAUUGGUAUUUACAAUAGGAAAUUCGAGGACAACAGGACAGGAGGGUGUGAUAACAUGGAAUGAGAUACACCACAAAACAAACCCAAAGCCUCACACCCAAUAUGGAUACCCAGAUCCCGGUUACUUCGAAAGAGUUAAAAAUGAACUUGCUGUAAAAGGUGUUACUGAAAGGGACAUACCGAGACAAUAAGCAUAAUACAUAGAUCGUCAAACAAAUUUUAAUGUAUAGAUAGUCUAGUAUUUAUGUAUGUAUGACCGUUCUAUGAUUGUAGUAUUUUUUUUUCAUUUUCAAAUUGUUUGAAAUUGAAUAAGAACCUGACAUAAUUGAACCCAAAUUAAAUAUUGUUAAGAUGUUGUUUUUACAAUGUGUCAAUGUAUUUAUUUUGAAGUAUCUCAUGAGUGUCAUAUAAUAAAGCUGUUACCAUAGACUUCUCAAAAUAACUUAUCACUCACUCAUAUUUUAAUAAUAAAGCCUUAAAGAUGUAUUUUGGUCAUCUUACGGUAAGAUACAUUUAUUGCAGAAAUGUAUUGAAGUCAAGAAAAUUCAUAAUGAACAUUAUGAAUUAUUUAAAUAUGAGAAUGCAUUAACUAUGUUUUGGAAGUUGGAUUGCCUAUUACUGGUCAAGUUGUUUAGUCCUUUACAA